GUAGCAGAACAGCAUUUUCUCGUCGGCCAUCGUCUACGGAAUCAUAGAAGAUUAAAACUUGUUGUUUUCGAUAAUAAAUCAAUAGUUAUUAUCAAACUAGACAGCAUUAUAAAUAUCUAUAGAAAAAUUAAAUAUCUCAAUCUCCAUGAUAUGGAAAUAACGGUAAACUGAUAAUCAACACUUGCCAUUGAAGAUCUGUUUGUGUCAUAACCUGCUUUUUUGAGGUUAAAACUUAGGUUAGAAUUCGUUCAAAACUUACGAAGUCGCCGUGUCUUAAGGCUGUGAAAAAUGAACGUGAUGUUAUCUCGUAACGGGUGCGUCGCUUCACUGCUACCAAGAAUAUUUUCAAGAAGAUUCGCUGCAACAAAUGCCGACGAAGUGUCUAACAAAGAUGAUCUCGAUAUUGAAACACUGAACGAGCAAUUCGACUUACCCGAAGGCACCCAAGGUUUAACCGAGGAAGAAAUUGAGCAAAAGAGAAACAAGUCCAGGCUUAAUGCUCCUCACAGAAACAUUUUGUUUGACAAAUGUCCUCAAUAUGAUCCAAUACAGUCUUUUCAUACCUCAGUUAAAUAUAAGCAAAGAAUAGUUGGAAGGUACGGUAUAGAGGCUAGCAACGUACCUAUUGGAAUUGCCUGGCCGACGAAGGAAGAAGUUGCAGAUAGGAAGGAAUAUGAAUCAGUCUUAUACCCAGAAACAAUUUAUGAAAUGUGGGAUAAGAUCGCCAAGAAGAAUGUUGAGUUGGCAGAAAGUAUCAGAGCCAGGGAUGAAGCUGUAGCUCAAAAUGUAAUGAAACUAGAUAAAUGGACUGCAGACUUAAAUGCCAAGAUAGCUAAGAAAGAAGCGGAGAUAGCGGCAGCCAGGGAGAGAAAAGAACGUCUGAUAGAAGAAGUCAGACGUCAUUUUGGCUACAAAAUCCAUCCCAAUGAUGAGAGAUUUAAGGAGAUGCUUGCUCAGAAAGACAAAGAGGAUAGAAAACAGAAGAAGUUGGCUAAAAAACAAGCCAAAGAACAGCAGUUGAUGGCCAAGCUUGCUAAAAAAAAUAAAGAGGAGAAAACAAAAGGAGAUAAAAGACAAGAUAAUGAAGUUAAUGAAGAUGCUGAGUGAUUCCCGAAGUGUUGUACAGAAAUAAAUGAAAGGCAAUACGUAGACUGACAAGAAAUGCGGUAACAGGAGCUUGUAUUUAAUAAAUUUGAUGCAUCUGUGAAAUUGUAAA
Molecule: messenger RNA, 1216 nt
Organism: Neodiprion virginianus
Lineage: Eukaryota; Metazoa; Arthropoda; Insecta; Hymenoptera; Diprionidae
Gene: CRIF
Product: growth arrest and DNA damage-inducible proteins-interacting protein 1
Exons: 2
Coding region: 289-1107 (272 amino acids)
Cellular component (GO): nucleus
Source: RefSeq, a predicted model, not a curated record